AUGAAGCUGUCACAUUUUGGGCGCGAAGGAGAAAUCGAUGGGAGGCAUACUGAUGGCUAUGUGCGACAACAAUAUAAUGUGUCGAUCUCCCAAACAGUCCCCAAGCUUCGUUCUCCACCCCCGCAUUUUGCAGCGAUCUACCUUUAUCACGACGACCAGCUUCGCGUGGAGGUGUCGCCCUCAAUGGCCGGUUAUGGCGGAACCCUUUUCACUCCGGACGUGAGUGGCCGUUUUAUGGAAAUGGCGUUCACCAAUACUCAAGCAAGCAUGCCGUUUACUCCCUGCCAGCACCGUAUUCCGCCUUCCUCAGUCGGCAUGCAACAUGAUCCUGGAUGGGUGCAUACUCAUGAAACCAGAUCUGCAGAACUAAUAUCUUGCGAGUGGCAGACCCCUUCAAGUCGACGACAGCGACACGACCGAGAGCGGGCCGAUAUAAUAAGCUCUCGAUCGAAAUCCGCGUCACAGCCGCCCACUCGUCCACUGGGGAGAACGAUCCUUCGAGUCAGCAACAGGGACCUACUGCGUCGAUACUAUGAAAGGGCCUUUGAAAAAUUUCAACAGUUAAAUUGCCGAAUCAUCGCCAAGUCAUAUAUCAAACUUAUCGAGCCUCGAAAACAGGUGCAUUACCCUUAUAAUGGGAGGAAAGUCAUCUCCGGCGUUUCGCAAUGCAUCGACCCUGAAUUCACCAAGCCCGGAUGGUGGCCCGUCGAGGUGAUACACCGAGAACCAGACCACCUGCUCAAACGUGACCGACUUCGACUUCUUGUCCAUAUACUAUGUGAACUUAAAGACACCCAUGGAGUCACCUCUGCCAAGCUUCACAAAGCUAGUCAGGAUGUGCGCCGGCAAAUUACGCCAGCGAGCCGGCUAGAAGUUUUGGACGAAAUUCAUUUCGUGCGACAGAUGGAAGAGAGAUUCCUAGAUGGAAAGAUAGAUGCAAACACCCUGCUCCAGGUAACACAGGCCCGCCUUUCUGAGGCCAUCUAUCAAGAUCCCGAGCUCUCCUCUCAUGUUCGUGUUGCUCCUACUAUAGCACUGCGCGCCGACUACUAUGGGAGUGGCCCCGGCGAUGAUCGUAGUUUGCUACUCGAUGAGGGCGACCCUUUGGCAAUACAAUCCCACCAAACUCUGCCGCGAUCACCAGGCACCAGCGAUUCGGGUGAACUUUAUAGGCCAAGCACAGAGUUUAACGCGUACACUGUUGGCAUGGUUUCCUCCAAAAUUCACCAGAACAUGCCUCUCUUGUCGGAAGCCAUGCACGAGCAUCUGAAAUAUAUUCCUCACCAUCCUGCCCAAGCGUUUGUUCUACAGGAGAUGCACUCGAAAAUUGGUGCAGCGUGCCCCCUACAAAACAAUUUACAAUACAAAGCUACUGAUUACUCGAAUUGA
Messenger RNA from Penicillium lagena, 1389 nucleotides. RefSeq names its product DUF2841 domain-containing protein. The record is from RefSeq and is a predicted model, not a curated record. The coding region runs from base 1 to 1389 and encodes 462 amino acids. Lineage: Eukaryota; Fungi; Ascomycota; Eurotiomycetes; Eurotiales; Aspergillaceae. The transcript has 5 exons.